Drosophila albomicans is the source of this 2156-nucleotide messenger RNA. RefSeq lists its product as uncharacterized. The record is from RefSeq and is a predicted model, not a curated record. Lineage: Eukaryota; Metazoa; Arthropoda; Insecta; Diptera; Drosophilidae. Bases 266 to 2113 code for a protein of 615 amino acids. The transcript has 3 exons.
CACAUAAACACACUUUCGCUCUUUCUCACGCGACUCCCUUUCUGAAUGCUAGUGUGGCGUGUGAAAUACUUGGUAGUGUUUUUUGUGGCUCAGUUGGGAUUUACGAACGGAGCGGUCAAGUUGUUGUUUGCGCUUAAACUGCGCACGUGCCUUCAACGGACAUGGACUUGGACAGUGACCGCCAGCCCUUAUUGGUGGCAGUGAUGCGCCAGUUGCCGUUGCAGUUCACCUUCCAUACCUCUAAUAAAAAGUAAAAAGCCACAACAUGCAUACCGUUGACUGGAAAUUCAACGAUGGUGCCGAGGCGGAGUUCAGUUGGGGUCGUUCGUUCUCGGAACCGGAUCUAAGCACCAAUCAAAAGGGACAGAAGGAUCGGUUUACCAUCAAGCAUCCCCACGAACACAUUGCUGUCGAUGAUCUGAAGUUCUUUCGCCGUCGCCAGCCUGUACAGUUGCACACGCAGAGCAACGUUUGUCUCUACGAUAGCCAGGAGCCAGCGUUGUCCUUUGGCUCCUUGAAGACGGAGUAUCGUAAGCGCUAUUGCUUCCAGGGUCAAAGUAGACCACGACAACGUCCUCGUUCGCUGCUGAGACGUGCGACAUCGCUGCGUCUGGAGGGCUUCAUGCAUUUGCUUUCGGAGCAUCAGGAGAAAUAUCAUUGGUUCACGCCCGAGGAUCUGCAGUUUUCUCGUACGUUUCCCGUGCGCAAUCCGGAGAACUUGCAGCUGGGCCGCAACGAGCAGGAGAAGAUGAAGAACUCGUCGUAUCUCACCUAUCCCAUGUUGGAUGCCAGUGCCCAAAUACUGCCACGUCAAAUGUUUACCGAAGAGAAGGAGCAAUCGCAGAGCAAGUCCAGUCAAGCUCCAGUGCCAGCUCCAGCUCCGGUUCACCUGUCCAGUGACAAGUUCAAGCGCGAUGUGGCUGCCCAGGAGCAGCAGCGAUGUCAUCUGCAGAUGCGUGCCCAAGGCACAGACUACGAGGCAUCGCCAUCGGAGUACAAGCGUCAAUUUGUGGAGCAAUUCCCCAUUGAGAAGGCGCACUCGAUACCACAGAUGAGUAGCAUCAAGAUGCAAGGCGACUUUAUAACUGUGCCCGAGUAUCAGGAUAGCUUCAAGAUGUAUGCCAACUACUCGAAGAGUGCCCCGAUCAAGAAGCACGAUAAUCUGCGCAUCUCAGGCGCCGAGCAGCAGAGCACAACGGAGCCAAGUGGCGGGGAUAUGCCCGAGUAUCGUGAUAAGUUCAAUGUCCCACCCAAGCACAUGGUCAAAGAGAAGUCACUGAAGACGGACGAUCAUUUGCGCCCGCGCGGCGAGUUCACUAAAGAGGUACCCGAGUACUAUGAGAGCUUCCGUGAUCCCCAGAUCACCGAGAUGCCCGAGCGGGGUAAGGUGCGCGAACCUUAUCUCCGGCUGCGUGGCAAAAUCGAAUUUAAUCCCGAGUAUCGCAACAAUUACCUGGACUUUCCACGCUCCCGUCCGGUGGUGCGCAAGCCCGUCUCCUCCUUUCGGCUGCCCACCAGCAACAGCACCAGCAAUACCACCGCCACCGCCACCACCACAUCCAGUCCGCGCUUGGAACGCGAACCCGCUGCCAGUCACAUGACUUCCACCGAGCUAACUGCCACUCCCGAGUACCGACGUGCCCAGUACAAUUACCAGCUGCGCGAGAGAGAGCGUCCACGUGAACUGCAGCCUCCAGUGCAAGCGACAGCAGGUGGUAAUCUUCGCAAGAGUUCCGAUUCCUCGCUAGACGCUUGCCAGCUUCAAUCGCAAGCCAAACGGCGUCCAUCACGACAGCGCACUGUGAAAGAACCGACGCCUCAGUUAGUGCCCAGUUUCGAGGAUGUGGCAGCUGGUGGAGCGGGAUUCAAGAAACCGCCCAAGUACGGACGACGUGCUUCCGUGCUGCAGAAUGCGGUCAACUGUCGCGACAAGUCCUCCAUCAUCGAGGGCAAUCCCAAGUACGCCAUCGGCUGUCGACGCGACAAACAGAAUACGGAGAAUCAACAUCAACAUCAUCAUCAACAACAACAACAACAACAGGGAUCCUUUGUGGUCCUUGAUGAACCCUGCAAGCCUUCCAAUUGGAUGAAAAAGACCUGGUAUGAUUCUUAGCUCCAUCUUUAAAUAAUUUAAGCACUCCAUUCAAUAAGCAAUA